AUCCAAUGCACGGCCCGCGGCGUCUCGAGGUCGUCGACAUUCAGUCCAAACAGGUGACGAUUCGCUGGGAGCCGUUUGGAUACAACGUGACCCGCUGCCACAGCUACAACCUGACAGUGCAGUACCACUACAGACCAGCAGGGGCCCCCAGCAGGGAGCCGGUAAAGGAGGAGGUGGUGUACGACACUCUGAGCUCCGUGCCUCAGCACACCGUACGUAACCUUCCGCCGUUCACCAACGUCAGCCUGCGACUCGCCCUGAGUAACCCAGAGGGACGCAAGGAGAGCGAGGAGCUGCUGGUGCUGACGGACGAGGACGUCCCUGGAGCCGUCCCCGUGGACUCCAUCGUGGGCAGCAGCUACGAGCAGCAGAUCAGUCUGAGCUGGAGAGAACCGCUGCAGACGUACGGCCUCAUCCGCCAGUAUGAGAUCUCCUACAAAGCCCUGAGCUCCUUUGACACAGAGUUCGACCUGUCCAAUCAGAGCGGCAAGGUGUUCAAACCGGCCAAUGAGACCAGCCACGUCUUCAUGGGCCUCUACCCAGGCUCCACCUACUCCUUCACAAUAAGAGCCUCCACCGUUAAGGGCUUUGGACCUCCGGUGAUCACCCAGUUCACCACCAAGAUCUCAGCUCCUCUGAUGCCUGCGUACGACCAGGAGUCUCCUCUCAAUCAGACCGACUCCACCGUCACCGUCCUGCUGAAACCAGCUCAGAGCCGAGGAGCUCCUGUCAGUAAGUACCAGGUGGUGGUGGAGGAGGAGCGCCCCCGCAGGCAGAGGAGGGACACUGCAGAGAUCUUGCGUUGUUACCCGGUGCCCAUCCACUUCCAGAACGCGUCUCUGCUCAGAUCUCAGUAUUACUUCAGUGCAGAGCUGCUGAUGAGCGAGCUGAGAGCGCCAACCGCCUUCUGUGUGGGUGAUAACAGGACCUAUAACGGUUACUGGAACGCCCCUCUGCUUCCUCAUAAGAGUUAUGGGAUCUACUACCAGGCUGUCAGCACUGCUAACGGGGAGACAAAGAUCGACUGUGUGCGCGUCGCCACCAAAGCUGCUAUAAUCGUCACUCAGCUCACCACGCCGUACAUUCGCAUCGCACCGGCAGCUGGUGACAAGCAGCUAACAGGAGCUGCGACCAGAAAACCUGAACCCGAACAAGAGAAACAAUCGGACCACACGGUGAAGAUCGCCGGGUCCAUCGCAGGAGUCCUGCUCUUCAUCAUCAUCUUCCUCGGAGUCAUUCUGCUGAUGAAGAAACGGAAGUUGGCGAAGAAGAGGAAGGAAACUCUGAGUUCAAGACAGGAAAUGACUCUUAUGGUCAACAACUCACAACAUACCAUGGUGGACACACACACGCACACAUUGAAUGGACGCACUGUGUCGUCUCCGUCCUCCUUCACUCUGAAGUCCAACACCAUCAGCACCACCGUCCCCAACUCCUACUACCCAGAUCCAUUCGUACCGACAGCCAUUCUUGGUGAGACACUUUUCUUUUCUUCCUCUGUAGGACAGACAAACUACCUGCACAGGUAGACAGACAGGAAGUGAACACACACACAGAGACACACAGGUGAGACAG
Labrus bergylta (ballan wrasse) is the source of this 1575-nucleotide messenger RNA. The record is from RefSeq and is a predicted model, not a curated record. Lineage: Eukaryota; Metazoa; Chordata; Actinopteri; Labriformes; Labridae.